This is a messenger RNA of Rana temporaria (common frog), 2241 nucleotides long. RefSeq names its product homeobox C12 (gene HOXC12). Bases 51 to 854 code for a protein of 267 amino acids. The transcript is spliced from 2 exons. Lineage: Eukaryota; Metazoa; Chordata; Amphibia; Anura; Ranidae. The record is from RefSeq and is a predicted model, not a curated record. Gene Ontology annotation, biological process: regulation of DNA-templated transcription. Gene Ontology annotation, molecular function: sequence-specific double-stranded DNA binding; DNA-binding transcription factor activity, RNA polymerase II-specific.
UUUAAUGUCAGAUGGCAAUAAAGUAGAAGCUCCUGGUCAGGCCCGCGGAAAUGGGAGAGCAUAAUCUUCUUAAUCCUGGCUUUGUGGGACCUCUGGUGAAUAUUCACACCGGGGACACGUUUUAUUUCCCAAAUUUUAGAACCUCUGGGGGGCAGUUACCUGGCCUGCCCUCUCUCUCCUAUCCUAGAAGGGACAAUGUAUGCUCUCUGCCCUGGGCAUCCACAGAGCCCUGCAAUGGAUACCCCCAGCCCUAUCUCAGCAGCCCCGUCUCCAUUAACCCUUCGUUCAGCAGAGCCUGUGACCUGGCACGGGUGGAGGAGACCAAAUGCUAUUACCGGGAGGGGUGCCCGGAGACCCCGAGCCUGAAGAGGGAGGACCGGCUGAGGGACAACGUGCUGAUGCCCCUGGACAGCUCGAUUCACAAUGGUAUGAGCAGCAGCAGCUUCCAGAAAUACGAGUACAGCGGGGCAGAGCCGGUCCCCCACGACCCACCGUCCUGCCAGUCCCUGGAGUCGGACUCCAACUCGUCACUCAUCAAUGACAAGGCUCAGAGCGGCGACACGGUGACAAUGGCUUCCCCGACCAACCCGACCAACAACAACCUCCCUGCCACUGGAGCCCCCUGGUACCCCAUGCACACCAGAUCCCGCAAGAAAAGGAAGCCAUACUCCAAGUUUCAGCUAGCAGAACUGGAAGGAGAAUUUAUGGUCAAUGAAUUUAUCACCAGACAGCGAAGGAGAGAACUGUCUGACCGGUUGAGUCUCAGUGACCAGCAGGUGAAGAUUUGGUUCCAGAACCGGAGGAUGAAGAAGAAGAGACUUCUCAUGAGAGAGCAGGCCAUGUCAUUCUUCUAGACCUGUGUGGACAUACAUGCACAGGAAUCACAGAGAGCUGGACACAUGUAAAGCCUCCAGUGUCACCAGCUCCAUGUCUACACAGAGGCCACCAGCUAGACUGAGGGGAUGUUGGAAAGCUAUGGACUGCCUAAUACAUUCCUUCCCAUGCAGCUGCUGCAGGUCUUCUUCUCCUUGUCCUCCCGUGUUCUGUCAUCAUGUUUGGCUUUGUACUUAUUUCAGAAUCAGCAGAACUGCCAACAAUAUUGGUCAGUGCCCCCCCCCCCUUCCCUUUUAUUAAGAUGACUACCACUCUCACCCCAAAUGAACUUUGUUCUGUACUUGUGGAGGGUGGUGGGGUACAGUCUGCUCUCUGUGAGUCACAACAUGCAAUAUGUACAACAAGCUGGAGAUCUCAAGCAUUUCAAGGACCUUUUCCCCCCAAACUGCCCUAAAUCUAUCCUGCAGAAAUAGUCAGAGGUGGAAAAACAUGUUUUUUUAUUUUUAUUUCUCUGUGGGGCUGGCUGGCUCUGUUGCCUUGCACCUCUAUUGACUGACAGGCGACUGGCUGUCAUGCUUUGGUGCUAUUUCACAUAGAUGUGAAUGUCUAUAGGGAAAGUGAAGGACCCCUGUCGUGCGAUGAUGGGCUUGAAGUAUAUUUUCCCCAUCAUUCAUAGACUAAGGAAGUAGCAUAAUAAUUCUAUGUGUUAUUGAAAUAACAUAACCAUGCAGUAUUGUAUUGUAUAGUCACUGCGUCUAUACAUUUCAGAAUGUGCACAUUUGCUGGUAUAAUUAAACGGCGAACUGUGAGCUGUUGUUUAUACUCCCCAGAUAUAUAAAUAUAUAUACAAAUGCUUUUCCAUGAGAUUUUUCUUUAUAUUCAUAUAGGUUUAUCAUUAUGUAUGUAUAUAUUUAUUUUAUCGUAUUAUGAGUCCUAUGAGCUUUCAAAAUAUAGUACGUAAUGAGUAAUGAAGACAAAAGUGUUAAAAUAAAUACAGAUGGCAUUAAAAUACGAAUACCCGCCUUUCUGAUAGGGAAGCCCACCAUCAAGGAACAAUGAUCAUUCAAAAAAUAUAUUAGGUCGCAGCCAUUAAUGCUAUCCUAAACGACAAGGGAGAAUUGUAACAAGAUCCUGUCAAGUUUAAUUGACUCUUUAACACUAUUUAUACACCAAAGUAAUCCUGUUUUUGUGUGAAUGUUUAACGUGCUUUUUAAAGGGGAAAAGGGAGGGGGUGGAGUAAUUAUUAGGUUUCCUGUCAUUGACGGUUUAUUAAAUUCAAUAGACAAGAAAAAUAGAAAUGCAAAUUGGACGAGGAAUCACCAUAGCAUAGGAUCACUUCAAGAAAGAAAGUAAGAGAAAAAAAUUAAGGAAAGAAAGAAAGGAAAAAAGAGGAAGAAAAGAAAGAAA